GAGCCCUCUCCGAUCAAUUACUGGCCAAUUGAGAAGAGAGAAUCAAGUAGCCGUCAUGUCGCACCCUCCAUACGCUUGGGCCGACUCAUACGGCGGUAUGUACCCGUCGUUGGAACAGUGUCUUGGUGUAGAUGCAUGUGGUAACGAGGCGCGGGACCCCACGGUUUUUCGACAACAGCAGCCAUUCAGGUCAGCGGAAAACGUCAGCGCGACACCAAAGCCGUCCUUCCACCACCACGCCGUCGACCAUAUGGCGCGCCAGCAACCGCCCGGACCACUGCUGUCGUCGUCGGCGUCGGCCUCGAAGGGUCCUGUAUACGCGCCUGCGCCUGCGCCUGCGCCUGCCAUGGCCGCAUCCGACCAAGCAGCGUGUUUUCUCUCGCCAUGCGACAAGCCGGACUGCGAUGAAGCCACAAUUUGCUACGACUAUUCUCUACCGCACUAUGGCGACCUGCACUGCUCCCAGGAUGCUCUCAGUUGUACCGAGGCCUUUGAUUGUGCCGAGACGAAUUGCAAUGCCGCCGAAUGGCUUUGCACGGAUUUGAACUGCCACGAGCCUGGAUGCGAUCAAGAACACGCUCGAGAGUGCACUCCUGCCUGCGCUGCUGCUGCUGCUGCUGCUGCUGUCACCGUCUCCUGUUCGGAUCCGACAUGUAGCGAGGAUCACCUCUAUUGCUGUCUCUCGGAUGUAUGCCCACGUCCUCAUCCUCCGGGUACCGAAUGCCCUCAGCCAUGCCAUGACCAGCAUAUACCGUCGACUGUCUGCCACCCUGGUCCUGCUGUGAAUUGUACACAGCCGUAUGGUUACAAGAUCCCGUCAACAAUCGCUACCGCCAGUCAAGAUACCAUGUCAACGAGCACCAUUAGCACGCCAACGACAGAUUCCAUACCAACGCCAGACAAUUUUCAAUCUCUGAUUGAGGCUGCUUCAUUGAUGCCGCAUCUUGGCUACAGCUUUCCCACCACAAAUGCUUAUCCACCAAGAAAACGCAUGCGUCUCGACGAAUCUAAUUCAUUCCACGAUUUUAAUGCACCCUAUUACGCACCCAAUGACUACUGGCAGCAAGAUCUAACACAAAGUUUCGGAUCAUCACAAUUCCCAUCCGCUAGCCAACCUAUCACCGCCAGCGCCUCACCUGCUAUCAAGACGAAAGUCCGCCAAGACAAGGCUUCAAGAGACCUAGAUGAUAUUGCCAUGUGCAGAUGGAACGACGAACAUACAGGACCAUGCAACCGUGUGUUUGCUACUAUUGAGGACCUUCAUAACCAUGUCAAGGACCAUACAUGCACUCUCAUCCCUUCCAAAACACCCAACCGCACAUUUGUUUGUCGCUGGGAUGGGUGCGAAAAGGAUGCACCCUUUGGUACGAAAAAUCAUCUUGACCGCCAUAUGCAAAACCACACCCGAUUCAAGCCAUUUGCCUGCAACAUCUGUGGUCAUCGUUGCGUAACCCAACAGCAGCUGAACAACCAUCUCACGACACAUUCCCGUGAGAAGAAGUUCAAGUGCGACUUCCCUGGAUGCGGGAAAGUCUUCGGCGUAAAGACAGCUCUAUCAACACAUAAGCGAACCCACACUAACGAGAAGCCUUUCUCGUGCCGCUGGUGUGGUGACAGCUACUCUGAUAGCUCCAAUCUCUCCAAACACCGCAAAACAGUCCACGAGGACGACAAGACCGCGAUUCCGUGCCCCCACCCAGGCUGCGAGUACAGAGACUCUCGCGCUCAACGGCUCGAACGCCACUGUCGUGACACUGGUCACGGUCUUGUUCUGCUCAGUGACGCUCACAAGUGGAGUGAGUAUACUAGGAAAAAGCAAGUCAGAAGUCGCACAGCAAGCGUUGCUCCCAGCAUUGCAUGAGUCGAAGGAGCCCAACCAUCUAACGAGUUAUGAUCAAAAAGUUUCAUUUCUGUUUUUUGUUGUCUGCGUAGAUAAAUUCUUGUGUGUAUAAUUUGAGCAGAGUAACGACAGCAUGUCGAUCAAGGAGGAUUCGAGCAUCA
Messenger RNA from Aureobasidium subglaciale EXF-2481, 2001 nucleotides. RefSeq lists its product as uncharacterized. Gene Ontology annotation, cellular component: nucleus. The transcript is spliced from 3 exons. The record is from RefSeq and is a predicted model, not a curated record. Gene Ontology annotation, molecular function: RNA polymerase II cis-regulatory region sequence-specific DNA binding; DNA-binding transcription factor activity, RNA polymerase II-specific. NCBI's taxonomy places the organism in Eukaryota, Fungi, Ascomycota, Dothideomycetes, Dothideales, Saccotheciaceae. The coding region runs from base 56 to 1861 and encodes 601 amino acids. Gene Ontology annotation, biological process: regulation of transcription by RNA polymerase II.